AUGGCGUCUGCGGGGAGAUGGAAGCGUCUGCUUCUUGAUUUCAUCCAUGGAACCCACACUGUCGAUUACGUACGUGAUUUCAUCACGCAGGACAACAAAAUGGCAGCCAACAAGCUAAAGAGCGUCCAAUUUUCAAAGAUUACGCUGGGAGAGACCGAGAAAUGGCUAAGACUGAGCCAUAGCAUAGAUGACCCAGAGCUUGGCAAUGUGGGUGACCUUCCAAUGUCCCAAGAACUUGUAAAUGUGCUGAGAAAAAUCGAUCACGUUCUCAGCCGAAGUGGUCCAUCUGAAGCCAACAUCCGGAUGUCGCUCAACAUGCUUCUGAUCUAUGCCCACGACAUGGCUUUCUCAGGUUUCCUCCGGUCUCCUGUCAGUAUCACAACUGAGAAGACAUGGGCUUAUGGUCCCAUACUUCAUAGCACGGAGAAGAUAAUGAUCUGUGGGAAACCUGAUUAUGUCGCGUGGUACGGAGAAAAGGAGGAGAUCGCCGUGAAUGUUCUCAUCGUAGAAGCGAAGACACGGGGAUCGGCUUCAAAUGGCUUCUCACAAUGCCUGGCGUAUAUGGGCAUCGUGCAUAACCUACGGAAGGAAGCAGACAAGCGAGACUGUACUGUCUAUGGAACAGCAUCGGACGGCGAAAUCAUUUACUUCUUGAAAAUCGAUAACAAUUCUCAGAUUCACUUCAUGUCGAACCAACAGCAUCGGAACCAUUGGUCCUGUGCCCCAAUUUGGUCUAGUGGUAUCGACAAUUUCCUUAAGGCGGCUGCAGUUAUGUCCCCAAAUCAGUCAAAGCGCUCCUCCAAUGUGCCAGUGCCCAUCACAAAGCAUAUGAAGGAACAAUCAGAUAGCACAACCGGCACCGCGGUAACUGCAAAGACCAGUCUCUACAGCGAUGGUUACCCAAUGUUGGACUGA
This is a messenger RNA of Penicillium taxi, 915 nucleotides long. RefSeq lists its product as uncharacterized. Bases 1 to 915 code for a protein of 304 amino acids. NCBI's taxonomy places the organism in Eukaryota, Fungi, Ascomycota, Eurotiomycetes, Eurotiales, Aspergillaceae. The record is from RefSeq and is a predicted model, not a curated record. The transcript has 4 exons.